UGGUUUGGAACAUAUUGAUUCGUUUACCUAAACAUCAUGCUAGCGAACGCCGAGCGGAGGGUCUCGUAAUCGAUCCAUGCAUCGUCAUUAGCCAGACGGCGCGGAUCCUCAUUUUAAAUAUAUGUAUGCACGCACAGCUGAUAAAAAGCACAUCUCACCACCCUCAGCACCGCACUUCUCCCCUCCUCCCACACACUUACAUCAUACACCAUACCUUCUUAAUCCUAAUACCACCUACCUCUUAAGCCUAGCUACCCGAAAACCUUCCUACUUUAAUUCUUAAUCACCACCACCACCACCACCAACUCACCUAACCCACCAACCCAAAAUGCCAUCCCUAACCACCCUCCUAACCCCCCUAACCGCUCUUCUCGCCCUCGCCAAGGCCCUCCCCACCAAGCCAGCCUCAAUAGCAGUAAGAAACACAACCUGCACGGGAACCGGCAGCACAACCCGCGUCUACGCCAGCGAGCUCUACACACUCUUCCCCACGGACCCGGAUCUCUCCAGCCCCGCGGUCCAAGACUUCCACGUGCAAUACAACAACCAAACAAACCUCACGAUCUCACAAGCAGCGCAUUUCAGCGGGUUACCAAGCGGUGCAACGGGGUGCGCGUUCGGGUGGUCGCAAGACGACGCUUCAGUCGGGGUUCUUGUGGCCGGCGGCGACGGCCUGCUCGCCGGGCGGCAACUGUCGGGGUUCCCCGACACCACGGAGGGAGUAUCGGCCGCGGCCGUAGCGCCGUUCGACACCGCGGGUGCGGACGGGGAGUUCCACACGGAGUUCACGGGGUGGGACCGCGAGGUCAAGGGGACGUAUCACAGUUCCGGGCCGGGCAAGAUUACGUGCGCGGAGGAUGUGUUUGUGAUUAUCGAGAAGCCGAGGACGACGAAUGGGAAUGUGUUCUUGAAGAGGACGGCGGGCGCGGGGUUGUUUAUUGAUUAUAUAUGCUAGAUACGCUUGGGGAGGGUUUAGCGGAUUAAGGGGUAUGUGUGCGAUUUUUAAUGAAGAAUGGAUGGGUAGAUAAUGGUUGAUGUGUGUCGCAUUACGAUUCUGGCGGCGUAUAUUGGGUUUAUUGGUUAUAUGAAAAGUAUUGGAUUCGCAUGUCUAUAUUAGUUAGGUACCUUCUACAUAAUGAGUUAAUAUUUCACUUCCCACUUCGGCAAGUCAAUAAUAUCAUGAAUU
Molecule: messenger RNA, 1186 nt
Organism: Annulohypoxylon maeteangense
Lineage: Eukaryota; Fungi; Ascomycota; Sordariomycetes; Xylariales; Hypoxylaceae
Exons: 1
Coding region: 329-955 (208 amino acids)
Source: RefSeq, a predicted model, not a curated record